Cetraspora pellucida is the source of this 183-nucleotide messenger RNA. Lineage: Eukaryota; Fungi; Glomeromycota; Glomeromycetes; Diversisporales; Gigasporaceae. The record is from the annotation of a GenBank genome assembly.
AUGGCAAAGAGCAUACGCAGCAAGAUUAAACGUCGUUUUCGUGCAAUUAAACGUAAAACGGUUUUUGCGCCUGUUGAAGAUGCACGUACGUCUCGACUUGCUAGUAAACUAUCCCAAGAUUCAGGUGUCACUAUACAGCCCAAACAACAGCAUAAUGGAAUUAUUUCUGAUACUUCCCUCGCG